AUGGGUGACAAGGAUAGUUUGGUUGACAUCUGCCUUAGAGUGGGAGGUGCUUUUGUCCCUAAAAGAGUAACCAAAAACAGGCAGCUGCUGUGUUGGUGUGGUGGUUGGUGUUACUGGAAGAGGAAGGUUCAAGUAUCUAAGUUGGAUGUGCAUUUGAUUAGAACAGCUGCAAUUCAUGGUUUUGUUAAUGGUGAUAUGGAUGUGCCUAUGCAUUACAGCUGUUGGUAUAGGCAGAAGGGGAAAACCUUUAACACUGGGAAAAGGGAACUAGUUAACAGUGAAGAGGUUAAGGGCCUUUUGGAGACAGUAAAUGAAGAGGGGUAUGUUGAGGUUUUUGUAACAACAGAAGCUCCUAGUCAGCCCAUACAAGAGGCCCAACCCAAUCCUGCAAAGACAAAAAAAAAGGAUAAGAAGGUAGAAAGUUCAAAUACAUCGACUAUUAGGAGGAGCCCUAGGUUUAAGAAGACAGAAACUGAACAAAGGGAGGAGAGUCCACCUAGGAAAGCCUCAGCUAAUGCUAAAGUGUUGAGGUUUGAUGAAGAAAAGGAUGAUGGAUGUGAAGGAUCUGGUUAUUCAAGUUCAGAUUUGAGUGAUGAGGGACAAGAUUGGGAACCUGGUGAAGAAGAAUUUGAUGAAGGGGAUGAGGAAUGGUAUAUUGAAGGGUCAAAGGAGAUCUUGGCCAAAGUGAACAAGAGCCUUAGGAAAGGUUUGGAGAGUGCAGUAGAUGACAGGGUUGGCAAAGAUAAGAGAGUAGAGUUGAGAAAUGAUUUGGAUGUUGGAAAACCGAAGGUGAAUCCAGAAAGUGAUGCUGAUUCAGAUGAUUCAAGGAGUUUGUGUGGAUCUGAUGAGGAACAGGACUAUGCUCCUUGGUUUAAUGCUGAUGUGGACUUUGACAACCCAAUCAAGUUGAAGUUAAAUCAGAAAUUCAGUAAUGCUUCAGUCUUGAGGAGGGCCUUAAGACUUCAUGCCAUUCAAAACAGGUAUGAGUUCUACUACUUGCAUAAUGACAGUAAAAGGAUUACAGUUCAGUGUAGAUAUAGAUGUGGCUGUGAGUUCAAUAGCUACACUUGUAGAAUGCCUGCUUGUACAUGUGUGGGGGGGGUAAAGUGUCAGUUCAAGGUGUUUGCAUCAAAACUUGUUAAGCAGCAAACUUGGCAAAUCAAAACCUUGAAUUUAGACCAUUCCUGCUUCAGAGUAAAGAAGAACAAGAUGCUUACUGCUGAAUACAUAGCAGAGAGGUAUUUAGAAGAGUUUAGGAGUAACCCUGGUUGGAGAAUUAAGGAGAUUAGGGCUAGGAUUUUGAAUGAUUUAGGAGUUGAUGUGAGUUACUAUAAGGCAUGGCUAGCUAGGUGUAGGGCAAAACUACUGAUAUUUGGUUCAGCUAGGGAGCAGUAUGCUAGGGUGUGGGAUUAUGGGAAAGCUGUGAUGAAGUACAACCCUGGUUCAGGGUGCAAUGUUGUUGUUGAUGGUAUUGACAGGCCAGAGCCACCAUUGUUCAUGAGGAUGUUCAUCUGUUUAAGGCCAUUGAGAGAUGGAUUUGCAAAGGGUUGUAGGCCUUUAAUAGGGUUGGAUGGUUGUCACCUCAAGGGUGCCUUUCCUGGGCAAAUUCUGGUGGCAGUUGCUAAGGAUGGGAAUAACAACUUGUUUCCUCUAUCUUGGGCCACAGUGGAGAUUGAAAACCAGGAAACUUGGGGUUGGUUCUUGGAAUCCCUUAUGUCAAUGUUCACACAUGAUCAAGGAGCUGGGCUGACCAUCAUGUCUGACAGGCAAAAGGGUUUGAUUAAAGCAAUGGCUGAUGUUAUUCCCAAAGCUGAGCAAAGGUUUUGUGUGAGGCAUAUUUGGGCUAACUUCAAGCUCAACUUCACUGGAUCAACCUUUAAGGAGCUGUUUUGGAGAGCAGCUAGGGCCACCACCAUUUUUGAGCAUGAAAUUGCCAUGGAGUCUAUCAAAUUCCUCGAUGAAGAGGCAUAUGAGUAUUUAAUCAACAUUCCUCCCCACCAUUGGUCUAGACAUGCAUUCACACCAAACUGCAAGUCCAACAUGUUGUUGAACAACAUGUGUGAGACUUUCAAUGCAGUCAUUAGGCCUGCCAGAGAUAAACCUAUCCUCACCCAAAUGGAAUGGAUGAGGAGGUAUAUUAUGAACAGGAAUAAUGAAAAGUGGGAGGAUUCAAAAACAAUUACACACAACUUAGUGCCAUAUGUGAGGCAUGUUCUGGGGAGGAUAGACUUUGUGGCUAGGUCCUGUGUGGUGCAGCCAUCCAGAGGGAAUACAUUUGAGGUGCAGCUGAAGGAUGACCAGGUGUUGGUUGAUUUGGACAAGGAGACCUGCACAUGUUACCAUUGGGAACUCACUGGCAUUCCAUGUGUUCAUGCUUAUGCCUGCAUAUUGGAUAUGAGGGGUGACAUAGAGGCUGUUGUUGACCCAUACUAUACCAUGGACACAUACAGGUCUGCUUAUGAACCAGCUGUCCAACCAAUGCCUGGCCCAAAGCACUGGGAGAGAGUCAGAAUGAGGGAACCACUACCCCCUUCUGUUAAGGUGCAACCUGGGAGACCAAAGAGCAAAAAAAGGAAGCUUGAGCCAGGAGAAUGUUCUUCUUCAGGUGGUCAGGCAAGUACCAAGAGGAAGAAGCAAUGCAGCAACUGUGGGGGAUAUAGGCAUUAUGCCAAGACUUGCAAAGUACCUGCUGCACCAGCUACAGAGCUGAUAAAGUCAGCAGGCAGACCCCCACUGAACACUCCUUGGAUGGUGGAGGAGAGGAAGAAGAAAGAGAUUAGGGCUGCUAAAAAGAGUGCAAUUGGGGCUGGACCAAACAGCAUAGGAAACAAAAAGUUUCCUCAAGAGCAAGAAGGUUGUCUGCCAUUCAGCAAGCGCCCACAGCCACAGUCUUCCUCAGCUAAGCAUUCCUCAGCUCAGCCAUCCUCUAGUCAGCCAUCCUCAGCUCAGCCUUCCUCAAGUCAGCCUGCCUCAAGCCAACCAAAAAGAAAGACAAGGUCUUCCUCAAGUCAGCCUACAACAGCCACAGGUGUUGUAACAAGGGCCAGGCUGCAAUGUUUCACAUGA
Messenger RNA from Chenopodium quinoa (quinoa), 3066 nucleotides. RefSeq lists its product as uncharacterized. Gene Ontology annotation, molecular function: zinc ion binding; DNA binding; transposase activity. The transcript is spliced from 4 exons. Lineage: Eukaryota; Viridiplantae; Streptophyta; Magnoliopsida; Caryophyllales; Amaranthaceae. The record is from RefSeq and is a predicted model, not a curated record. The coding region runs from base 1 to 3066 and encodes 1021 amino acids. Gene Ontology annotation, biological process: DNA transposition.